This is a messenger RNA of Plasmodium cynomolgi strain B, 480 nucleotides long. RefSeq lists its product as hypothetical. Bases 1 to 480 code for a protein of 159 amino acids. The transcript has 2 exons. The record is from RefSeq and is a predicted model, not a curated record. Lineage: Eukaryota; Apicomplexa; Aconoidasida; Haemosporida; Plasmodiidae.
AUGUGGAAUUACCUUCUCGGCCUCCCCCUGCUCCUGUUCAUCUCGACAUGCCAAAGUUACAUCCCCCAAUGGGGGAAAAACCAAAGUGUAAGUGUACCCAUGCGAUACAGGCAACUCCGAAGCUACAUGAAAAGGCUCAGAAACGCAACAGUCGAAAUUGACAUAGAGAACAGGAAAGACUUAUCAAAGGUUGAAAUUAUAAAAAUGUUUUUAAAAGGAGUGAAGGAUUGUAAAAAUGUCGAGCGUUUAAGGGAGAAGGCCAAGGGACAUGUACCCCCGAGCACGAAGCGAAAAUUGAUGAAGCAAAGACGAAUGGCUAACUUGCGAGCUCACGUUAAAAACUGCAGAAUAAGGAAACAGGAAGAAGUUCCUCCGGAAAAGAACAUCCUCAAUUUCCCCAAAAAUCAGAUCAAAAAUAUAAAUGCCGCCGUCCUGUACUUCAGGCAUUAUUUCGAGAAGUACGAAGAGAAUACGAAUUGA